This is a messenger RNA of Camelina sativa (false flax), 1964 nucleotides long. Lineage: Eukaryota; Viridiplantae; Streptophyta; Magnoliopsida; Brassicales; Brassicaceae. The record is from RefSeq and is a predicted model, not a curated record.
AGAAACAGAGAAAGAGAGAGAGAGAAACAAACCUACCAGUCACAUUUUUCUGUGUUCAGAGAGCGAAGUGGAAGGUGGUUCACGUUUUUCCCUCUAAUCUUCCCCCNCCCCCCCCCCCCCCCCUCCGAUUACAGACACUGAGAUUGAACCAUUUGGUUUCUGGGUUCUCAUCAGUUUCUUCUUUAGAGAUCGGUUCACACAAGUUUUGAGAAUUCUCGAUCUGUUUCUUUGUCUUUAUAUAUAUAUGAGCUUCGGUUUUUGAAAAGAUGGAUCUAUCUUCUCAACGACAAUCCCCAAAUGGGUCUAGGGGUUUUCGUCUUCAAGCUCCAUUGGUGGAUUCUGUAUCUUGCUAUUGUAGAGUAGAUUCUGGUCUUAAAACAGUUGUAGAAGCGAGAAAGUUUGUUCCUGGAUCAAAGCUUUGUAUUCAACCUGAUAUCAAUCCCAAUGCUCAUAGGCGUAAGAAUUCUAAGAGGGAGAGGACUAGGAUUCAACCUCCGCUUCUCCCUGGUCUCCCUGACGAUCUUGCUGUCGCUUGUCUCAUCCGUGUCCCUCGUGCUGAGCAUAGAAAACUCAGGCUAGUCUGUAAGAGAUGGUACAGGCUUGCUUCUGGCAACUUUUUUUACUCUCAGAGGAAGCUACUUGGUAUGUCUGAAGAAUGGGUUUAUGUUUUUAAGAGGGAUAGGGAUGGGAAGAUCUCAUGGAAUACUUUUGAUCCAAGCUCUCAGAUUUGGCAGCCGCUUCCACCUGUUCCUAGAGAAUAUUCAGAGGCUGUUGGGUUUGGUUGUGCUGUUUUGAGCGGUUGUCAUCUUUAUUUGUUUGGAGGUAAAGAUCCUCUGAGAGGGUCAAUGAGAAGGGUUAUUUUCUACAAUGCAAGGACUAAUAAGUGGCACAGGGCACCUGAUAUGCUUAGGAAGAGGCAUUUCUUUGGUUGUUGUGUUAUCAACAACUGUUUGUAUGUAGCUGGUGGGGAGUGUGAAGGGAUUCAAAGGACACUACGCUCAGCUGAGGUUUAUGAUCCAAACAAGAACAGGUGGAGUUUUAUUGCUGAUAUGAGCACAGCAAUGGUGCCUCUUAUCGGUGUGGUUUAUGACAAAAAGUGGUUUCUCAAGGGUCUUGGGUCUCACCAACUAGUCAUGAGUGAAGCUUAUGAUCCAGAAGUUAACUCUUGGAGCCCGGUUAGUGAUGGGAUGGUUUCUGGUUGGAGAAAUCCGUGUACUUCUCUAAACGGUCGCCUUUACGGAUUGGAUUGUAGGGACGGAUGCAAGCUCAGGGUAUAUGAUNNNACCGCGGAUUCAUGGAACAAAUUCAUGGACAGUAAAGUUCAUUUGGGAAACUCAAAGUCGCUUGAAGCUGCUGCUCUUGUUCCUCUAAACAAUAAGCUUUGUAUAAUCCGGAACAACAUGAGCAUGAGUUUGGUUGAUGUCUCGAAUCCUGACAAGAACGACCCUCGAGUGUGGGAAAACAUAGCCGUAAAAGGACAGUCCAAGAACAUACUCAGUAAUAUAUGGUCGAGUAUCGCAGGGAGAGCAUUGAAGAGCCAUAUUGUGCAUUGCCAAGUGCUUCAAGCUUGACAAAUGAAACCUGAAAACUCAAUCAAUGGAGUCAAAUUGUUCAGAAGAAACCAACCCACCUUUGACCUUCCAAGAAGAGUGAGGAAGAAGCAAAAUCUGGCUCAAGAGUAAUACCAAUGAGAAUCGUCUUCUUCUCGACAAGAACUCAUGUCCGGUCUUAACAAGAUCAUAUGAGAGACCCAAGAGAGAGCCAAGACAAGUGAGGUGGGUUACAUUUGUUCACCAUUUCUUCUGGUGUUAAAUCUGUGUUAGUAUUUAUUUAUAGGAAUCUCUUUUUAAUUGGUUUUGGCAAAUUGUUAUAGUGUUUUGUUGACAUUUUGUUUUCUGUGAUCUCUGUAAAUCUUAAAUCUUUCGUCUCUUUGAGCAAUAGUUAUAACAACAUACUCUUUAUUA